AUGAAAUUUAUCAUUGUGCUUGCUGUAUUGUUUGCCGUUGCUUUGGCUCGUCCGGACGUAGAGACGGUACGUCAACAUUCUUUUGUUCAGCCCGAUGGUUUCAAAUUUGGUGUUGAGACAAGUGAUGGUAGUAAACAUGACGCCGAAGGUCAACUGAAAGCUUUUGAUAAAGAUCAUGUCGGUAUCGCUGUUCACGGCUCCUAUCAAUUCGUUGAUAAGGACGGUCAUGCUUACGUAGUUAAUUACGUAGCCGAUGAGAAUGGUUACCACGCUCAAGGUGAUCAUUUGCCUCACGCUUAG
This is a messenger RNA of Glossina fuscipes, 300 nucleotides long. Its product is annotated as larval cuticle protein 65Ag1-like. Bases 1 to 300 code for a protein of 99 amino acids. The transcript has a single exon. Gene Ontology annotation, molecular function: structural constituent of chitin-based larval cuticle. The record is from RefSeq and is a predicted model, not a curated record. Gene Ontology annotation, cellular component: chitin-based extracellular matrix. Lineage: Eukaryota; Metazoa; Arthropoda; Insecta; Diptera; Glossinidae.